GCGAUCGGUCCGACACACCAUCGAGUUGGUUGAAGGUGUUGUUCCUCCAAAGGGCUGCGUAUACCGAAUGGGAUCCGAUGAGUUGGAGGAACUCCGGCGACAGAUUGAUGAAAUGAUUGACAAGGGUUGGAUCAAGCCUAGUGGGUCUGAAUUUGGUGCCCCUAUUUUGUUUGUCCCGAAGAAAGGAGGCAAGCUCCACAUGUGUAUUGACUAUCGCGGUCUAAACCGCAUCACAAGAAAGAACGCCUGUCCAUUGCCUUGCGUAGAUGAAUUGCUUGGGUGCAAGGUCUUCUCCAAGAUCGACCUCAAGUCUGGCUAUCACCAGAUUGAAGUCCAUCUUGCGGACCAGCAUAAGACUGGGUUCAAAAUGCGCAAUGGGCUUUAUGAGUUUACCAUAAUGCCCUUCGGUCUCACGAACGCACCGACCACCUUUCAACGCCUCAUGGACAAGGUCCUCCACGAACAAAUUGGUCGGUUCGUGGUCGUAUACCGUGAUGAUAUCCUAAUCUUCAGCAAAUCCAUGGAGGAACACAUGAAGCACCUUGGAAAAGUGUUCAUCAUCCUCAAGAAGACGCAACUCCAUCUCAACUUAGAGAAAUCUGAGUGUGGGAGGGAUAGCGUUGUCUAUCUUGGGCAUCAGUUGUCUGCUGCAGGCCUAGAGCCUGAGGCAACCAAGGUUAAGGUCAUACGCAAUUGGCCUCAGCCCGCGAACAUCCGCGAACUGCGCUCUUUCCUUGGUCUCGCGUCGUACUACCGGAAGUUUGUGCCCCGCUUCUCUAUUGUUGCUCACCCGUUGUCCCGGUUAACAAGUAAGAAUGUUCCUUAUGCUUGGGAUACCGCAUGCGAGGACGCCUUUCAAGCUUUGAGAGAAGCUCUGGUAAGUUACCCUGUACUCCGCAUUGCAGAUUCCAAACAAACAUUCGUAGUUACUACGGAUGCAAGCCAGUAUGGAAUUGGCGCAGUGUUGCAGCAAGAUGACGGCGAUGGACUACGACCGCUCGAAUACUACAGCAAAUGCAUGCCCAACUUCCACCUACAUGCGCGAGCUUUAUGCUUUGCGUAUGGCUUUGGACCAUUGGAAGCACUAUCUUUUGGGACGCCACUUCAAAGUGUUCUCGGAUCAUGAGACUCUGAAGUGGAUCAAAGAGCAAACUACCCUGUCCCCUACCUUACUUCGCUAGUUCCAUGAAAUUGA
Molecule: messenger RNA, 1195 nt
Organism: Chara braunii
Lineage: Eukaryota; Viridiplantae; Streptophyta; Charophyceae; Charales; Characeae
Source: the annotation of a GenBank genome assembly